Emiliania huxleyi CCMP1516 is the source of this 417-nucleotide messenger RNA. RefSeq lists its product as hypothetical. Bases 1 to 417 code for a protein of 138 amino acids. NCBI's taxonomy places the organism in Eukaryota, Haptophyta, Isochrysidales, Noelaerhabdaceae. The record is from RefSeq and is a predicted model, not a curated record. The transcript has 4 exons.
AUGACCGCAGACGUGUCAUCCGUCCCGAUCACGACCGUUUGGGGUCACUCACACCCGCACGAGGUAGGCGGCGCGCAGCGCCGCUCUCGCAGGCUGUUUGUGACUAGAUCAAAAACGCUCGGCCCCGACGGCCGUUCAAUCACGACCUACGUCGUCCUGCUGUACAAUGCGAUCGAGGAGCGAAGCCUGGUCGCGGCUACCCCUGCGGUGCCUCUUGAUGCGGGUGUGGAGAAGAGAAAGGUCAGCCACCGAGGGCGGGGUUCUUCAGAGUUUACUCCGCUGCCGCUGCCCGACCGCUCGGAGGACGACAGCGCGUUAUUGCCUGAAGAGCUUGCCAUGAUUCGGAAGUGCAACCAGAAGAUGGAGGCGCUGAAGGCCAAGCUUCAACACUCUCCUCGGCAGCCAUGCCAGCGCUAG